CGCUGAUGUCUGGCGGGGGAGGAGCUGGAGGCCGGCGAGCAGCGGCUCCGCGGUCCUGGCGCUUGGAAGUCCGAGAGCUCUGCUCCUUCGGAGAGCGUGCGGGCGUCUUCCUCGGGCCAUCCACGAGCCAGCAGGAAGGGAUUUACCGGCAGAGAAAUAACAACUCCGAAGUCCCAAUGCACAGAUCAGCCCCCAGCCAAACCACCAAGAGGAGCCGAUCGCCAUUUUCCAGCACACGUCGGAUUUGGGAUGACAGUGUGAGCUCGGGGGCCAGCCUCAAUGUUGAUGAUGAGGACUAUUCCAGUACUUCCAGGUGGAGGGAUACUGCCAGUGCUGAUGAUGGCCACUCAGAAGGCCUGGCAAGAAGAGGCAGAGGUGAAAGUGCAAGUGGCUACUGUGAGCCGAAGUACCCGGAAGACAAGAGGGACGCCAGGAGCGACCAAGUGAAGCCAGAAAAGGUGCCGAGACGGAGGCGAACCAUGGCUGACUCCGACUUCUGGACCUACAGUGAUGAUUACUACAAAUACUGUGAUGAAGACUCUGACAGCGAUAAGGAGUGGACCGCUGCGCUGCGUCGUAAGUAUAGAGGUCGGGAGCAAGCUCUGUCCGCCAGUGGUGAAAAUUGGGAGACCCUGCUGGCAAAAGAAGAGCUGGAAACUGAGCAAGCCAGAGCGAAAGUCAGUGCCGGUACCAAUGCCGGUGCCACUGCCAGUGCCAGCGGCCUUGGCGACAAAGACCUGGGAGAAGCUUGCGGACCAUCUCUUCAGGAGGAAGUGCAGACGUCCCCGGCAGGAGGCGAAGCCCCUUGGCACCAGUACACUGAAAACGAGAGCAGCAGCGAGGGUGGCAAUGAUUCGGGCCAGGAGUUUCUGCAGCCUGGGGCGUUCAUGCUGGAUGGAAACAACAACCUGGAAGACGACUCCAGUGUGAGUGAAGAUCUCGAAGUGGAUUGGAGCCUCUUUGAUGGGUUCGCCGAUGGGCUCGGCGUGGCCGAAGCCAUCUCCUAUGUGGAUCCUCAGUUCCUCACGUACAUGGCACUCGAAGAACGCCUGGCCCAGGCCAUGGAGACUGCCCUUGCGCACUUGGAGUCUCUGGCCGUAGACGUGGAAGUGGCCAAUCCGCCGGCGAGCAAGGAGAGCAUCGACACUCUCCCCGAGAUCCUGGUCACCGAAGACCACAGCGCAGUGGGGCAGGAAAUGUGCUGCCCGAUCUGUUGCAGUGAAUAUGUGAAGGGGGAGGUGGCCACCGAGCUGCCCUGCCACCACUACUUCCACAAGCCAUGCGUGUCCAUCUGGCUUCAGAAGUCAGGCACCUGCCCCGUGUGCCGCUGCAUGUUCCCGCCCCCGCUGUGAGACCGAGGCGCUUUACUCUUGGUCUGAUGGUUUUCCCCAUCUGAAAUCCACUAUACUGCAGGAGCCCUCGCACAAUUAACAGUUAAAUUGAAACCAUUAAAAUGAAACCAAUCGGUCGAUUAAUCUUCACCUGUUGAUUCUUCGUGAUUUUUUUCCUCCAAUGUGAAAAUGGUCAUGUACGAUUCAUUAAAAAUCAUACUGCCUUUUAGAGGUUAGAAAGGGAACACCAGACUUUCUAAAUGCUACUUGAGAUUGCAGUAAGAACUUAAUUUUCUAACCCGAAAAUUGAAAUCAAUGGUUGUUUUCUUCAGUAGAAUAUGUUGCUGUUGAUUGUCAUGUCAAGUUAAUCUGUUAAUGAUGUCCAAGAGGCAUUGUUUUGUUGCAUGUUAUGGGUUAAUGUUCCUGUAAUUGGAGUGCCCGUAAAAGCCUAUUAAAGUUCUUCUUUUGGUUU
Messenger RNA from Condylura cristata (star-nosed mole), 1803 nucleotides. RefSeq names its product praja ring finger 1, E3 ubiquitin protein ligase (gene PJA1). Lineage: Eukaryota; Metazoa; Chordata; Mammalia; Eulipotyphla; Talpidae. The record is from RefSeq and is a predicted model, not a curated record.